GCGGCGAACCCUCGGGAGGAUCGCCCACCUUCCACGUGCGGACCACCUGCCCUUCCUGAAGACGAAAGUCGUGUUCGACGCUGGAGUGGCAUAAAAAUAUUGUUGCAAAACCAUCACCGUUGCAUCGAGCCACUGAUCAAAUCCCCCGGAGGAUUGGAGAAAAUUGAAAUGAAGUGAAACUUGAAGAACAGAACACGCAACGGCAACAACGAGGCGGAAUAAGAGGACGAGGCGACUGAACAAGGGAAAGGCCUCCACGCGUAUAAAUAAUCCCUCGGGAACGCAUCAUCCAGUCAUCGAAGGCUUCCACCAGGCGCAAAGCUGCCCCGCGGGAAUCAGUCGUUCCUCGCCGUCGCUUGCAAGCCCUCCUCCAGGAAGGCCCCCCCGCUGUCCCAGCAAGACCCAAACAUGUCCGGCCAGCAGACACCAGAGGACAGUCUCUACGGCUCCUGGGUGGAACUGGAGGAGUUGAUCGCCACCGUGAGCCGCAGGGAGAGUCUGACGGGGCCGGAGGACAGCAUCUCGUCCGCCCUGCAGGGGGAGCUGGAGAGGAUCCUGCUGGAGGCGCAGCUGGAGUGCGAGAGGAACCGAGACAGUCCCCCGCAGGUCGGGACCCCACAGUCGACUGGCUCCCCCAGACCUCCUAGUGAUCCAGACAGUGACUGCAUCACCAUACAGGAAGAGAAUGACAGGAGAAUGGACACUGAUUGGGUGUGGGACUGGUCCAGCAGGCCUGAAAACAUGCCACCUAAGGAGUUCGUGUUCCAGCACCCAAAGCAAUCGAGUUCGCUCAGCAUUCGUAAGACGGAGGUGAUGAAGAAGAGAGGGAUCUUCUCGUCCGACGUGCUCCUCGUCCUCGUCCCCUCGCUGCUGGCCUCGCAUCUCCUCACGCUGGGCAUCGGAAUUUACAUUGGAAAACGUUUGGCCACUUCCACAACUAGCUCGCUGUGACAUUAGCUCCAAGCUAACCUAGCUGCUUCCCCAGUAAGGUCACAACCAUAGUACCUUGCCUGUUUGCUUUUGUGUUUAUUUGUGUGUGUGUGUGUGUGUGUGUGUGUGUGUGUGUGUGUGUGUGUGUGUGUGUGUGUAGCCAUGUUGUUAGGGCCCUUAAGGGGGCUUGGUGUUGGGGUGGUGGGUGCGGGGGAGGCUGGCAAAAUGAGUCAUGCUGAGGUCACUUUAGCCUCUAAAGACUAAUCAGCGAGAACACCAGAUGAUACAAGGGGAAAAAGGAAAAAAGAGAACACUCACACACACACAAAAAAAAGAAGACACCAUGUCUGUAUAAUAUAUGCCAGCCCUUCGGACAACCUUGGGGAUGAAAAAACAAAUCUGUCAUUUGUCACAAGUAGUGACAGCUAAAAUCUAUUUUUUUUCUCCUCCCCCUGUCGUGUAUUUAAAGCAGUAUGUAGUUUUUGGGAGUCAAUGUAGGAGCGCUUGUACUUUUUUUGUCCCCUAAUCCAAUUAAAUGUUUAACCUCCCCCAAAGACAAUCAUGAUCCCAUUAAACAUCACUCCUACAAACCCUCA
Messenger RNA from Hippocampus comes (tiger tail seahorse), 1526 nucleotides. RefSeq names its product BCL2/adenovirus E1B 19 kDa protein-interacting protein 3. Gene Ontology annotation, biological process: defense response to virus; mitochondrial outer membrane permeabilization; positive regulation of apoptotic process. NCBI's taxonomy places the organism in Eukaryota, Metazoa, Chordata, Actinopteri, Syngnathiformes, Syngnathidae. Gene Ontology annotation, cellular component: nuclear envelope; nucleus; mitochondrial envelope. The transcript is spliced from 8 exons. Bases 409 to 951 code for a protein of 180 amino acids. The record is from RefSeq and is a predicted model, not a curated record.